Emiliania huxleyi CCMP1516 is the source of this 927-nucleotide messenger RNA. RefSeq lists its product as hypothetical. Gene Ontology annotation, biological process: nucleophagy; protein localization to phagophore assembly site; protein lipidation. The transcript is spliced from 3 exons. Gene Ontology annotation, cellular component: extrinsic component of membrane; phagophore assembly site membrane; cytosol. Lineage: Eukaryota; Haptophyta; Isochrysidales; Noelaerhabdaceae. The record is from RefSeq and is a predicted model, not a curated record. The coding region runs from base 1 to 927 and encodes 308 amino acids. Gene Ontology annotation, molecular function: phosphatidylinositol-3,5-bisphosphate binding; protein binding; phosphatidylinositol-3-phosphate binding.
AUGGCUUCCCCUCCGCCCAUUACCGCCUCGCUGCUGGCGUACACGUUCAAUCAAGACGCGACCUGCCUCGCCAUUGGCACCGACCGCGGCUACCAGAUCUUCACUUGUGAGCCGUGGGCGUCCGCGCACUCAUGCUCCGAGGGUGGAGUCGGCGUGGUCGAGCUCCUCCACUCCUCGUCGCUCGUCGCACUGGUCGGCGCCGGCACCCGCCCGGGAGAGUCGACGCGGCGGCUCGUGAUGCUCAACACCCGGACAAACACCUCCAUCUGCGAGCUGAACUUUUCUUCGUCCGUGCUGCGCGUGCGGAUGAACGCCUCGCGGCUGCUGGUUGUGCUCGAGACUCGGACGCACAUCUUUGAGCUCUCGUCGAUGAAGCUGCUGCACACCCUCGAGACGGCACGCCCCGCCUCGCCCCUUUGCAACCGCAGCAUCGAAGAAUACGCGCCUAACCGUCUCGGGCUCGCGGACAUGUGCGUCGCCGUCGGCCGCUGCCACGCCGUGCUGCCCGCCGCCGCGCCCGGCCAAAUCCUCUUCUUCGACGCGCUGCAGCUGCACGCCCUCUCGACGCUGCACGCGCGCAAGUCGGCCCUCGCCGCCCUCGCCAUCUCCCCUUGCGGCUCGCGUGUCGCGUCCGCCUCGGAGAAGGGCGCCGCCCGCCCGGCCCAGCACGCUCCUCCCCGCGCCGGGACGGUGAUUCCGACCCGCGUCGAGGACCAACUAGGCACCACCGUCUCGGUGCACUCCUUCCCGCAGGGCGAGCUGCUCCACGCCUUCCGCCGAGGAGCCAUCCCCGCCUCCAUCUACCACCUCGCUUUCUCCUCCUGCCUCCCGCCCCACGACGGCGCCGCCUCGGGCGCGGGCGCGGCGGCGGCGACGGCGCAGGUCUGGCGCUGCUCUCGAGCUGCGAUGCCGAUAUCCGGGCUUUAG